CAAGAAAAAACUUUUUCACUUACAGUUCGUUACAGGGCCGUAGUUUGGGAACUGUUUUUGUUUCUUACACAUUACCUCGUCGCCACUAGAUCGAUUCUUAACACUUAACGCCAAAAAUUGGAACACACUGAGAUUGCAUGGUUACAAAAACGACAACAGCUAGACAAACUGGAAGAAUUCUGGUGUGCGGCAGAGUGGACCUAUGUAGAAGCGUAUUUGGAGAAACUCUAAAUGAAAGUAGAGAUCCAGACCAUGGACAAUCAGAAAGAUAUACAUCGAGGUUUUUUCUGAAGCACUCGUUUCUAGAGCAAGCAUUUGACAUGCUUGUCGAGCAGGGUUUUAAAAUGGCUGGCAGUUGCGGCUCAGGGACAGCUGGAGCAGCAAAUGCAGAUCUAAAGCCCGGGGUGGAUGCUGAAGAGAAUCGUUGGAAUCACUACAAUGAGUUCGUUUUUAUACGAGAUUAAUCAUCAGCAAGCACUGGUUGAUUCUUGUGUAUAUUGUUACCGUGAUUCACUUCCACACUAGGAAAUAUUCGGGAUGUCGGCUGGACAUGUGAGUUAGUUGGUUAUACAAUAGCUCCACGAUUACAUACAUCGUGAAGCUUGGUCAAAUGGCCGAGCACUGAGAACAAAAUUGAUAUUAAAUACAUAGGAUCAACUAGUAACAAAAGUUGGGUCAUUUGAGAUGAUUGAGUUAAUUCUAUAAAUGUCUCACUAGCUGAGUACGCCACUGUGGGUAAAACAUGACAAUUUAUAACAUAUUCGGAAGUUAGUUGUCAGCAGAAAAAAUGUUACUUCUGAUCACUUGUUUCGAAGCAACCAAUAUUCAUGCAGAUAUUUCAAGUACCUGCACAUUUUUCUAAAUACUUCUAGGUAUUCAAGACUGUCGAGAUAUCUUGACUUAUUUAUUUGAUACCUUACAUAGUUGCAUUGAUACUUCUAUGAACUUCGAGUGCUUGGACAUAUACUUCAAGUACUUCCGCGGGUUUUUUUAAUAUCCUAAGUAUUUAGUAUAUGACGACUUCAUUUAUUUAUUCCUCGAAUAGAUAUUCGAGUACUUCAGUAAGGUCCUUCGAAUACUUCUAGUACUUUUAUAGGUACUGUAUACUACAUUGAUUCAAGUGUGCAUCUACUUCAAGUGAAUAAAUUCGAAAACCAUUGGCAAUAUUUCUAGAGCAGAAAGUAUAUCAAAUAAUAAAAGUGACCCUUUACGAACAUACAUGGUGUUGGAAACUUUGCAAGUGCAUAAAUUCGAAAACCGUUGACAAUAUUUCUAGAGCAGAAAGUACAUCAAAUAAUAAAAGUGACCCUUUACGAAGAUACAUGGUGUUGGAAACUUUGCAAGUGAUAUUGUACAGAAAGGCAGUGUCUUUUUUUCUCAUAUAUUGAAACCAAUAAAAAUUUCCUUCUUAAGGACUGGUCAAAAUAUCCGUUUCUGUGCCACGUCUAUGGUUUGAGUAAGAAAAAUUAUUGCAUGUAUUGAUUAUGCCAUUCGAGCGCACACAAUUUCACGUCGAUAUCUUUAUCC
This is a messenger RNA of Acanthoscelides obtectus, 1527 nucleotides long. The record is from the annotation of a GenBank genome assembly. NCBI's taxonomy places the organism in Eukaryota, Metazoa, Arthropoda, Insecta, Coleoptera, Chrysomelidae.